Messenger RNA from Mytilus trossulus (common blue mussel), 1286 nucleotides. RefSeq lists its product as uncharacterized. The transcript has 7 exons. The record is from RefSeq and is a predicted model, not a curated record. Lineage: Eukaryota; Metazoa; Mollusca; Bivalvia; Mytilida; Mytilidae. The coding region runs from base 646 to 1203 and encodes 185 amino acids.
UAAAGAGCUGAGACAGGAAAAAUAGUUCUUACUUUGCGGACUGCAAAUAUAACGACAGUAGAACGUGUCAAAUGGUAGAAAAUGUUUACAGUUUCUUCAACAAUUGUGAUUACUCAAACUGUAAUAAAAUUAAAUGUGAUAAACACGUUUCUUGUCUGUCAUAAUUGUUAUUGAAUGAAUUGUGUUAUGAAUCGUUCUUUAGUUUUAUAUACUAUAUAUUAUCGUGUUAAUGCACCUGGUUUUACUCUUGUUGUAGUUUAUGUGAUUUCAUGUGUGUGUUUGUUUUAUAUCGAUUUUCUCGUCCUAAUCGAUUUGGCAAAUUUCAAUUUGUUAAUUUAAUGUAUAAUAAGUAGAAAUAAUACUAGCUAGUAAUGUUACAUCCUGUAAAUAUUUAUAACUUGGCAUCGCACAAGGUCGCAGUUUUCUCUGUCUGUUAAUAAAAUAUUGACACUACUACGGAUAUUUACUGAAUACUAUUAUAGUUAGCAAAAACAUUAUGUAUGUGUAAUUUAAAAUGAGAUUUAAACAAGAUUGAAGGCAAGUACAUUUUUAUAACAAGGAAGAUAACAAGUGUAACAGAUUGACUGUGAUCGGUGAAGUCCCUUGAAAAUUGCAACAAGGAAGAAUGUAUUGUACUUUCCAGGAAUGACUGAAUUUCCAUGUCAAUUUCCCUGUCCAUGGCACAAUAAAACAUUUACUUUUUACUCUUCUGGUGAGACGACUGGAAGGACAUGGAAAUUUUACGCUAAUGGUCAAACAAGCCUGAUGAGCGAUGAAUCACCAUAUAUUUUUAACUGUUAUCAAAUUACAGAACGAUUUCUUAUUGUUAGGAAUGGCGAUUCUGACAGCUUUAGAUGCUUCCCGAUUUAUUAUGAUCCUGAAAUUCCUCUGGAGUUUAUAAUGGGAGGUUGGAAUGCAUUUAGUUUUAUAAACCAUACGGGAGAAUUUACAGAUUUAUGUGGAUUUUGUAAAGAGCCACGUAUUAUAUGGUCACUUUCUGCAACGGGACCACCGUCUAUCUCCACACUGUCGCUUAACUGCACUAGACCAUCAACAUGUCCCCCGCCUGGUGGAGUUUGUGAUAAGAGUGACACCAUCUCAAAAGCAUGCCCAACAACAACUGUUCCAACAACGACUACAGCAGAUCCAACAACCACAAAGAGCCACUGUGGAAAGAAGCAGGAUCAUCGUCCAUUAAUUUAGACAACAACAAAAGACAAACGUGGUCGAGUGUUUCAACUUACAGUUUAAGUACGAAUACAGAUUAAUUGAUAUAAUAAACUAAG